This is a messenger RNA of Coccinella septempunctata (seven-spotted ladybird), 5301 nucleotides long. RefSeq names its product rho guanine nucleotide exchange factor 17. Gene Ontology annotation, molecular function: guanyl-nucleotide exchange factor activity; protein binding. Gene Ontology annotation, biological process: actin cytoskeleton organization. The record is from RefSeq and is a predicted model, not a curated record. The transcript is spliced from 13 exons. Lineage: Eukaryota; Metazoa; Arthropoda; Insecta; Coleoptera; Coccinellidae. The coding region runs from base 298 to 4647 and encodes 1449 amino acids.
AAUACAAUCAAUACAGUCGGUGGACGCCUUCUGCAGGUACCAUCUAACUGUUCUUGUGGCAGACGGGCAUCUUAAUUUUCAGUACGAUGAUUCUAUUGUGAAUGUGAAUGAAUUUUGUAUGAAAAAUGUUUGUGAUGGAGACUGUCAUAAAUCAGCUACGUUCACUCCUUCAAUUGGACCACCCAGUAUAUACUGAUCCGAUGAUUUCGACGAAUAGUGGAGCAUUGGAUGCACCCAUCUGUCAAAUUAUAAGAACAAAUCAUCAUUAAUGCCGGAAAAAUUCGCAGGCACGAUAUAAUGGGUUCCAUACGUUAUGGCAGCAGGGUGGGUUCCGUCUCCCCACCACCCCCUGGACUAGGCCCCUGUUACCGUUCCCAAUGCUGCUGGCCCAGCGGUCUUGGGCACAUUCACAACAUAUCCUGGACUUCGACUCUGGCUAACACUUCUAUAAAUAACUACGAUAUAGCUAGUUACGCAAAUAAGCUGAAGAUUGAGAAAGCUACGUCAGAUCUGUCUCGGCAAGCUUCAGUGCGCGAUCAGUUCCUUCUUUCAAAUAAGUUCCUUCUGAAAGGUAAAUUACGGCGUUGUGGACAAGUGCGGCGUCAUGUUUUCGAUGGACUCAAUAGUUAUGAGGAUGACGACAUUUUGAACAACCUGGAUCGUCUGCCCAGGUUCCGCUUCGGCGGCAAUCGCUCAAACCACAAGUUCAGGGAGUCAGAGAAGGGGGUGGACGAACAAUUGCUCAAAGAUGUGAAUGAUCGACUCAGACGCAGUCCUGUGGUACCGCCGAGAACGAAGAGGAACGCGCAUUCCCUGAAACCGCAACCCAAAACCAGCGAACCAACUUCAACCCAUCAGCGGCCGCUACCCCUAAGAAGUGCCUCCUUCUCCCAAGUCGAGUACCAACCAGAUGGGAAGAAAUACAUCAGAAAGGCGGACGGUACAUCGUAUUCAGAGGUCAACAACAUCCACCAGAGCGGCAUUGCAACAUUGCCAAGACCAAAAAACAGUUGUGAGGGUGUCUCGAAACAAUUGGAACCUCAAACCGCACCACCAGACUCUGACAAUAAUAUGAUCACUAAAGAUGAACAUCCCCCACAAAACGAAAUUCCAGAAAACCCUCCAAAGCUGAGCGAUUACAAGGAAAUCUCAGCAGGUAUCAGUAGGUUAUCUUCGGGGGAUUCCAUCGAAGACAAGAGGUUCAAAUCGAAAAGAAGAAAAGGUAUCUACCUCUCCUGGUCCACCUUCACUGAACCACCAGAGAAUAUCAUUCCACAAUUCGUGGAAGAUGGAGAUUUCGGUAAAUUAGACCAGCCAACCAACAACAACACUGAAACGCAACGGAAUUCAAACAUGGAAAGCAAACUGAACGAUCUCUCCCAAUGGAGCAGUCCUCAGGAAGAACCCUUGAGUCCGGAAGACAACAACACGCCGCCAGAAUGGCCCAGCAGGUGCAGACCACAUCCGACGUACCUUUUCGAAAGGACCAACUCCGUUGAAUCCUACUCCAGAGAAGCCAGUAUACAACGCAUGGAUUCAUUCUCUGAAGAUGAAUCCGAAAGAAAAUCCGAUCAGUUAUCUCUCCUCCAGUCCGAUCUUUCCGACUUGGAUGGAAAGGUAGCACCGAAAAGGUACACCAAACGACCACUCAGAGGACCCUACGGUCAAAUGCUUGAGGCGGAAAUGAAGAAACCAGAAGUUGCCAUGAAAAACAACUACGAUCUCAAUUUUCUCAACGAAAUCUCAUCCACAAACUCAGCAACCAGGUCUUCCUCCAUGAAAUUAGAGAAUGAGUUCAAACCCAAACAUUCAAAGCGCGAAUCCAGCUCUAAGUCUUACGAUGAAAACCAACUGAAAGACUGCUGCAAUCAGAUAUCAGAUAAACAGAGGACUGGACAACCCAAGAGGAAAGUAAGUGCAGACAAUUUAAUACUAGACAGGGACCAGUUAGUGAAUCACCAAAGGACUAUAUCGAGCCCAUCGAAAUUCGAAAAUUUGAGCAACCCAGUGGUCUCCAAUCAACUCCUGACCCAACUGUUACAAGGGAGUUCCGAACAACUGGCCAUCCUAGCCAACAAGGAAAAACUGUCGAACGACACCAGAACGCACGUGGUCGUCGAACUCUACGACAACGAAAGGAACUAUGUUGAAUCCCUACAGAUUCUUCUCACGAAAUAUUUGGAACCCCUCAAGAGUCCCGAUUAUGCAAAUUGGCUGGAUGCAUCCCUUCUGGAUGAAAUCUUCAACCAAAUUCCCUUCCUCUUAUCGUACCAUCAACAUUUCCUAGAAGAAUUAAAGAAACGUCUGGAACAAUGGGAUAUCAGACAGAAAAUCGGAGAUGUUUUUGUUGAGUUUUUUUCUAAACCCGCACUUAUAGAUUGUUAUACCGGCUAUGUCAACAGUUGGAAAAGAGCUAGGAACAUCAUCAAGACUGCUAAAGACACGAAGCCGCAGUUUGCCAAAUUCCUGGAGAAUACUGCUAGGGAGCAUCGUGGAAAGUUAACAAUCGAUUCCUUACUGAUAAAACCUAUUCAAAGAUUUCCCAGAUACGAAUUGCUGCUCCAGAGGCUUAUAAAGCAUACAGAUAGUUCUCAUGCAGAUUAUAGCAUUCUCCUCGUUGCGCAAAAAGAACUUCACGAACGAACCCUAAUAAUCGACUGUACAGAAAGGGAAACCUUAGAAUUAGAUUUAUUGAGAGAUAUAGAGGGUUUGAUAGAAGGUCUGAUAGAUUUGGUAUCGAUGGAUAGACAAUUCAUCAGACAUGAUCUCGUCAGUAUGACAGGGGGAGUUGGUACGAGAAAAGAAAGAGGUUUGCUUCUGUUUUCUGACUUUCUUCUCAUAACUAGCAUCAAAAGGAAAAGUGGUGCCAUAAGGAAACCAACUUCGGAGAAACCAGGAGUGAUUGGAGCUUUAGAAGCUAAUAAAUAUAAACUCCUGAUGAAGAUACCGCUGGAAGAUCUCGAAAUAACCAAGUCCAAAGAUGAAAACGUUAGGCAGAUGAUGAUCGAAAUAGAAAAUCUCAAGGAAGAUUCGAGUAUAUUGAAUCAAAUAAGCGAAAUGAGUGGGAAUCUUCAUUGCAAUCAUAGUCAAUUAGAUGAUCUCGUUAAGGAAAUGCUUUCUUUGGUGAACAAACAUCUCAGCGAACAGCAGGCAUGCGAAUCGCAAUUGUCUUAUUUGGACCUGAACCUGACCACUCAGAGCGGUUCAGAGCACAUAUCCAUAAUGUUUUCCAACGCGGAAAAAAGAGCUGCUUGGGAGGAAGCUUUCAUAGAGACGAAAAACAAAUUAGUUAUCUCAGGUGUGAAAAAUCCAAUACCGGAAUUAGUUGCUACCGUGCCUAUAAGGAAAACCCGUUCGGGCCUUCAGUUUACUUGCGCAGCUUCAACUUCAUGUGAUACUAAUAAAACUGUAUGGGUUUGCAAUAGUGACGGUUACGUGGGUCAAGUUUGUGUUCUUAGUUUCCAACCGGAACCUACAGUAUCUUCUUGCAAUGGUGUCUGCAAUGCGAAAAUUUUGUGUGUUGCCGCUGUUCCAGCCGGCAAAGACGUAGUGCCUUCGACCAAAAAGAAUAUGUCGACGAAUCAACCGGAAGACCAUAAGAUCCAACUGGAUAGCAGUUCGUCAAGUGAGGAGGACAAGAGCGACAACGAGGAUUUUGCAGAAUCUCACAAUCAAGUUACGACCAGUGCUGACAAUUCCAUAGUAGAUUUAGAGGAUAUCGAUCAUUUAGGUGCGACGAUGUGGCUUGGCACAGAAGAUGGAUGUAUUCAUGUCUACAGUUCGACUGAUAAUAUUCGAAUCAAGAAGAACAAGAUGAAAAUGCAACAUACUUCUUCUAUACUGUCGAUUAUUUAUAUGGACAACAGAGUAUUUGCAUCUUUAGCAAACGGUGAAGUGCUGGUGUAUGACAGAGAAGGUGGAUCUUGGAACGUAAGUUCCCCAAUAAUUAUACAGGUUGGAACAGCAUCUUCUCCAGUUCUGAAAAUGAUUGCUCAUGAAGGAAAGCUAUGGUGCAACUAUGGAAACUCCAUAAAAAUCUUGAACCCUCUCAGCUUGGUAACUGAGAACAUAUUCUCAAUCAAUACGGAAAACAAUAGACCCAUCAGUUGUAUUGUUGUGUCCAGGAAUAACGUCUGGUUGUCCGUGCAACAUUCUGCGGUGAUAAAAUGCUACAAUUCCAAUAACUUCGAAUUUGUUUGCGAAGUUAACAUUGCUGGGGCUGUCACCAAAAUGCUUACUAGCUGUGACGAUAUAAUAAGACAACACAAGGCAGCAUGUCUCAGAGUUACAUCCCUCUUAGCCUGCAAAGAUCUCAUCUGGAUUGGUACGUCUGCUGGUGUCCUCUUAACAAUGCCACAUAUUCGAGGAUUUUCCAACAGCCUUCUAGGCACAACGCCACCUGCAGUUACUGGAGUAUCUCAUGGGCAUACCGGACAAACAAGAUUUUUAACAUUUUUGGAAAUACCUUUUAAUAUCCCAGAGGUACCCCACAGACACUCUAGCAAGAGAAUGUCGGAUCAGAGAAACAACAUAAAAUAUUUAGUUAUAUCUGGGGGAGAUGGUUAUGAAGACUUUCGAACUUCGAACAUAUCAGAGGUGGCUGGGAGAGAAGAUUCCACGAAUCAUUUACUUUUGUGGAGCGUUUAAAUUAUUUGCAUCAUUGCAAGAUUCUUUCAAGGACCCCAAUGUGAUGGUUCGUAAAGGAAUGCGAUUCUCUAUUGAAGUAGAUGGGUGAUACAUCCCGGAAAGGAAAAGCUUAUAUUCCCAGCUUUUAUAUCAGGUACUAGGAAUUGAAUAAUCAAGUCAAUUGACUGCUUCCGUUCAAAAGAAACCCCAAAUUUUCGAAAAAUUUUAUUCUGAUGUGUAUUUUAUUAUAUUCUCCUUCAUAACUGUGUAUCAAAAAUUCAAUUUUCUGAAUAAACAUAGGGAUUUCUUCUAUGUGUUCUAAUACUAGUUAUAUGUUUCUAUAUGAGCAUUUAUUCAAACCCUGAAAAUCAGUAUUAGUAUUUUAUGUUUUAUUUCCUAAUGUGUGCCAUUAAUUUGGGAAUUUGAUGAAUAUGUUUAAGUACGAACCAUAUUAACGAAUAUAAAUACUAUUUAAACUUAUACAGUAAUUUUUUAUUGUGAAAACGUGAUAAAUUUAGGUAAGAAAUCAUUGAAGUCUUUAAUGAAUGUUCGAUAUGUCCAAUGGUAUUGAUCUGUUUCAUAAUUUUAUGCCUAAAUCUUCGAACAAAUGAACUCUUUGUUUUUUAUAUUUAUUAGAAAUUGUAUAGCAGAUUAUUCAAUAAAUUAUUCGAAGUU